Messenger RNA from Eimeria mitis, 2652 nucleotides. RefSeq lists its product as uncharacterized. Bases 1 to 2652 code for a protein of 883 amino acids. The record is from RefSeq and is a predicted model, not a curated record. Gene Ontology annotation, molecular function: GTPase activity; GTP binding. The transcript has 9 exons. Lineage: Eukaryota; Apicomplexa; Conoidasida; Eucoccidiorida; Eimeriidae.
AUGAGUUCGAGCUCUGGCGCUGGUGCAGCAACAGCCCCUUUAGUCAACGGUCCUCAGGAACCUCCAUGCCGCCUCUUGGGAGGAGGUCUGUCACUCAAUCCCUCGCUUAUUUUUGCACUUGCAGCUCGCCGUCUUCUGCAGCAGGGGCUGCAACAGAUACGCCAACUCGACGAUGCCCCAGCAUCAGCAGAAGGUGCUGCUGCUGCAGCUUCCGUUUCUGAUGUCGUUUUCUCGCCAGUAACGGUUGAAGGCGGCAGCGGAGGAGAUGGGUCAAUUGCUUUCCUUCGCCUCAGAGCGGCCCCGCGUAGUGGCGCUGCAGGAGGAAGCGGAGGCCGGGGAGGCUGUGUGUUGCUGAGGGCAGUGGGAGCAUCCGAAGAGGCCGCCGGUGCGCAUCGGCGUCUCUCAGCGCUGAAAGAAAGCGGUUGCUGGAGAGCGGCUUCCGGGGGAAUUGGCGCAGGGCAGGGGAAAACGGGGGCCCACGGCCCUGAUCUUCUGUUAGGGCUUCCCCCCAAUAGUCUGGUCGUGGACGUCUCCGCUGUGCAGGCGCAUGCAGCCGGUAAGGUGCGGCGUUUGCUGCAGCAGCAGCAGCAGGAUGACGAGACAGCAACUGAAGCGGAGGUGGAGCUUCAAAGUCAGCAGCAAGAAGGGCAUCAGCAGCAAGGAGAGCAACUGCCCCCUCUAUGUUGCAUCUACUUCGCAGCCCCCGGAGAUACCCUGGUGGCCGCUCGCGGAGGUAUGGGGGGCCGAGGCAACUUGGCAUUUGUGUCAAAUAGCAAUAGGCAUCCACUCGUGGGCGAGACAGGGGCCCCAGGAGAGCGGCGGAAGCUGCUGGUGCUCCACAACUUUAGCGACUUUGUCGUUGUGGGCCGCAUGCAGAGCGGCAAGUCCACGCUGCUGCGGGCACUUUCUGCAGUGGCUACAGCCAGUGCUGCAGAAACAAACGCCAGAGGCGCUGCUGCUCAUGCAAAUGGUAGCGCUGCUGGUACCACUGCUGGUCAGCGUAAACUCCGCUCCCCAGAGGUGGCACCAGUUCAGCCCGGAGAGCAGCAGCAGCAACAACAACAGCAGCAGCAACUGCAAUGGCUGUCGGCUGCAGUGCCAGAGGAUGUUUGGCUUCCAACGGCUGAGCCGACUAUCUGCGUGAUCCCCGCCCCGACACGCCGGACAGCGGCACCCCACAACCUUGCAGCUGAGCAGACGCCCUCGGACGGUCUGGUAGAUAUGCUCAAGCAGGGCAUCGCACUUGCCUCAGCAGCGCCAAUUGUCGCCGUCGAUACUCCAGGGCUGCUACCUCCAGCACCUCCCGCAGCACCAGCAGCGACGGGAGCAGUUGGAACGGCACCAGAAAGUGCAGAGAGCAUGCUGAUGCCAGCAGGACAGCAGCAGGAUGAACCCCUUAAGGGUCUCACGGCCGGCACAUCCGUCGUGCUCGUCGUAGACAGCUCCCUUCCCGACCCGGCACUUGAGUGCGUCAGGUUACGACAGCAGCUGCUGCAAGAGAGUCCCGAGCUCGCGGAUCUACCGUUUAUUGUGGUCCUCAACAAGAUAGAUAUGUUGCAGCAGCGUCAGAGCAAGCAGCAACGAGUUAGCCGGAAACUGGCAAACCUGGUGGAAAGGGUAAAAACCCAAACUGGAAUUGGAGGGGUCUACGCAGUCUCAGCUCUGCGCGGAGACGGCUGUAGGGAGCUCUUCGGCGCCCUCAGAAAGGCUGCAGGCCUUGACGACCUUAGUGCAGAACAGCAGCAGUUGCUGCUGUCUCACUUCAAACAGCAGCAUCAGCAGCAGCACCUGCAACAGCAGAAAAAACUGGGACCAGGGGCGUAUAGCUUGGCCUUUUUAACGGCGUACUCUGCAGCUGCAAUGUCAGCUCCUCACAGCCUGUUGCUGUUCAGUGUCCACGAGCUACUGCAGCAGCAGCAGCAACCUGGUGCUACCUUGAUGCGUCGCCCAGCAGCAGCACCUCCCCUACGUGUUUCGACGGGUAGCAGCAAGAAGCAUCCGUACCCUUCGUUCCCUUCUCUAGAAGAUCCUUACAAGUGGAUUAUCGUGGAACGUCGGGAGCAGGGAACGCUGCAACGCUUGCUGCAGGCUCGAGAGGUGUUGCAUGCCUCUCCAGACUUCGCUAGUGAAGAGAGCAGCAGAGGCCGGCGGUGCUUCGAAUUGAAAGGGCCUCUCGUCUCCCUGCUAACGGAGCCUGUGAAGUUCAACAGUGAAGCAGCGAAGCUCCGGCUGUAUAGGCAGCUCAGUGCGCUCGGCAUUGUAGAGAGAGCCUUCACGGACCACGGUGCCAGCAUAGGGGACUACCUUUUAGUAGGCCCUGUUCUACUGCAACUGCUGCCGCUCCUGCGGCAUUCUAAAGGACGGAAGAAGGGACAGCAAGCACCGCUGUGGGGUGGAGAUACUUGGGAAAUUUUCAAGACAGACGGCCUGCCCAAGAAAGGAAAACCAGAAUCUUCGGCCUUUCCGGCUGCUGCUCUCAUGGGGAUUGAAGAAAGCGUGUCUGAGAGGCUAAAGGAUACAGAGCUGCCUGACUUUGAGGCUGCGCCUUUUACUCCAAAUGUGCGACCGUACACUGCCACGGAUCCCCGGGCAGUGCAACAGCGUCGCCGCGUCCGUCGAAAGAUCACCGAAGCCAUUCGCCACCGGCGCUGA